This is a messenger RNA of Agelaius phoeniceus (red-winged blackbird), 2158 nucleotides long. Lineage: Eukaryota; Metazoa; Chordata; Aves; Passeriformes; Icteridae. The record is from RefSeq and is a predicted model, not a curated record.
AUGAAGCGGCGGCGCGGGACGGACCCGGGCCCGGAGCCGGAGCGGGGCUGCUUGCGGACCUGGACCGCCCGCAGCCAGGAGCUGGUCGGGCGAUGGACGACGGUGCGGUGCGGCGGAGAGACGCGGCGGGCCUGCCGGCAGCUGCGAGACGAGCUCUGGGAGCUGCUCCGGAGCAUCCGCGUUUAUGAACAUUGCUCCUCCGGUUUCAGCUACAGUAUCCCAGUGCUGGAAACCAGCCAAGGACUGCCAGCUGCCCUCCCUGCCCUGCCUCUGGAACUCACUGUCCUCUACAACUCCCUGCUUUUCACUGUGGGAGCAUCUGACUCUGCCAUCAAAGGAGAAGCAGAAGGAAUACGCCAGGGGCUCCUCAGGGUUCUGGAGGCUUGUGGGGCCUGUGGACAGGAUCUUGGCACGGAGGAGCUGUGGGAAAAGGUGCUGCAGGAGGUAACCGUGGAGGAGCUGCAGGCACCUCUGCACCGCCUGGGGGCCCUGCAAGCAGCCUGGUGGCUGGCAGCCAGCCAGCUGGGAAGUGUUGCUGGCCUCUUCCAGCUCCUGAGCACUGCUGAGGACCUGGGAAGAGCUCACUGCAGUGAGGGGCAGAACAAGCUCCUCUCCCUGAUCAAGGCAUGGCGGGUCCCUCCUGAGGGGGCCUCCCUGCCCCUUGUACAAAGCGCCAAGGACUUGAAGGAAAUCCUCUGCACUGCAGCAGCCUUCCUGCAAGGGCUGCAGGAGCUGGAGGCUGGGAACUUCCCCACCGCCCUUUCCCUCCUUCAGGAAGCUGCAGGAGGAUUCUGCUCCAAGAAUAUCCUGGCCCAGAUCUACACCUGCCUUGGCUGCUGUGCUCAGCAAAUGGGCAAGCCUCAGACAGCACUUCAGCACCUGAAACGGGCUCUCCAGGUAGAUUUCCAGUGCCUUCCUGCCCUGUCCCACGUGGCAGUGGUGUACCAUGACCUGGGAGAGACCGAUGCCGAGCUGCAGGCCCUGACCCUGCUCUACGAGGCUCUGGGAAAAAGCCUUCCAGCAGCUGCUUCCUCUAGUCCCUGUUUCCUAAUGCAAGCAGAGCUGCUUGUCCACACACCAGUACUCACUUCCCUCCUUCGCCGUCACCACCCCUCGGAGGUGAAGUACCUUCUGGCACAGCGGUGUCUCCAGGAUGGGAGGGUGGCUGAUGCAGUGGAACAUUACCUGGAUUUUCUGUCUCUCCUUCAGGAGGGGCUGCAGCAGCAGGUGCCCCUGGAUGGCAGCUCAGCUCUGCCCAGGAUCCCAGAGGUGUUUUUGGAAGCAGCAUCUGCCUUGGAGCAGGCUGGGAGGCACCAGGAUGCCAUAACUGUGUGUGAGGAGGUCAUCAGCCGGACAACUGACCUCAUUCCACAGGUGUUACGAGUGGAGCAGAGGCUGGAGCAGUCAGAGUCCUCAUUGCCGGGGGCAGAACUGGCAGGUGGACUCCUGUCCCAGCAGAAGGAGAGCCUGUGCUGCCUUGCCUGGAGAGCAGCUGGAUACCUGCACCAGGGCUGGGCAUGGGCCAAGCUGGGCAAGAGCAAGGAGGCUGUAACACAGUUCAGCAGGUGCCUCAGUGAUCUCCUGCGUGUCCAGCUUCAUGGGUCUGGCAUCAAACAGACAGAGAAUCUCCAGCCAGAAGUGGAGGUGCUCCAGAAGAUCAGGUUGCUCUCUCUCCUCGGGCGAGGUACGCAGUUCCUGGAGCUGGGGAGGAACAAAGAAGCUCUGUUGGAUUUCCAGCACAGUUUGCAUAUCUCACCAGGUGACCCAGCUGCUGCCUCCUACCUGGUGCAGGCCUUGUGGAAGCUGAACCGGAAGCAGGAGGCGGCUGCUCAGUGGCAGAAGUUCUCCCAGAACUGCCCUGCAGAGGAUGGGCAGCAGCAAGGGCAGGGAAGGCCCCUCCCUUUGUACCUGGUUUCAUGUCUGGAGCAGGCAGUGUUCCCUCACAGUGAAGCUCUUGCCAGGAGCAUACAGGAUUACCUCGGGGCAGCAGCCCAGGACACCCCAAGCUGACCUGGUCAUGCCCCCCAUACCCAUCUGCUGAGGUCUCCCUGCACUUGGCUGGCACAAGGCCUUUAAGAACUCCUUCAAAACUCAGAAUUACUUUGUCGUGAAGCUAGAUUCGGAAACAGAUCUCUUUUUCUAAUAAACAACUCAGCUC